GGUAUUUAUGAUUACGUCAGCAAGGUAGAGCGGCGCGCGGCGGCUGCCACUCUAGUUUGGACGCACGAGAGCUUCUUCUCGAGACCUGAAGACACUUCCUGAGCUUCGGUAAAACAGUGAGUUAUACAGGGUUAGAACAACAUUAGCUCAAGGCCGAUGUGUCCAUCCCGUGUAAACACUGAGACCGUCAGUAGGGGAGAGUGAGCUGUCCAGUGGAUCCACCCCAGCCAAAGGACAACAGAGAACUACUCAUAGAUUUACACAGUAUAGGGCACCUGCUGCACCUGUUUAUGAUGAGUACUCGAGGUAAAAGUGAAGGAUGCCGGAUCUGUGGGAGUGACCUGCAAGGUAACCAGCGGCGAUGGCUGUAUGCAGGUCAGAACAGAAAGGGAACACAACCUCAGACGCCGACAGACUUUUCUAGCAAGGGAAGCUUGCCCAGAUCGGCACAGAGCAGCCCAUGGGGCAGCACUUUAUCCCUUAGCUCUUCCCGUUCGCUCUCGAAGUCUCGUGGCGUGCUCACCCCCACGAAAGGAAUCGACCUGCUCUGUGUGCUGACACAUAUAUUAGAGCAGCCUGUACCACGUGGGAGUGGUCAGGGGGAGUUUGUAUGCGGCAAGUGUGUGUCCGUUCUGGAACGAGUUUUCAAGUUUGACACCGUCAUCGCACGAGUCCGAGUGCUGUCGAGCGAGAGACUCCAGAAACUCACUCAGGAAAGGGACAAGAUCAGGCGAUGGGUGCGAAGCAUGUACGAUCAACACCACCCAUCUACCUCCAGGAGAAACGGAAGUUCGAGUGAGGAUGAAAGGGACCAGAAGGAUUCAGUUGGGGAAGGAUACAGAGAAAUGCUGAGGGACAACAUGGCCCUCUCGGAGUAUGAAUGGUGGUCUGAGAAAGCAGAGUCGUGUCCGUAUUAUAGGACAACAGGGAAGCGGUGCCAGAAAGGCAAGCUGUGUGAGUGUUGCGACUCCUUGAGGGUGUCCGAUUCGGACUACGAGUCUGUUUGUGGGAUUCCACGUAACUUGCCCGAUCAAGCCUUCACAUCAUUGGGCCUCUCUCGAGAAAAAUCCUGCAGCAUGCCUCUCCAUUGGUCAAAAACGGCGUCUGUCAGAUCCAGCCCCGCCUCGCUGUCUGGUUCCUGUCAUUCUUUGCGAUCUCGAUCCUGCGCUACCUCCGUUCACUCGCUGGACUCUUUAGACGGCAACGAUCUGUUUGAUUGGCCGGAAGAGCAUUCAGCCAUUAUAGACACUGUUUUCAAAGAGUUAAGGAGGAUUGAAGGAAAGCCAGUGAGGUCACCUGCUGGAAGUCGCAUUCCUGUGUUGCACAGAGGGGAUGUGCAGAAUGGCAAAGAUGAGAUGGGACUGAAAGCGGGGUUAGUAAAGGUCCUGAAUUUUGAAGAUGGUGACAACGGGACGGAGGAUGAGUUUGAAGAAGAAAACGAUGACAUCAUGACCGAGCUAAAAGAUGACUUUAUGCCAUUGCAAAGAGAGGCAUCUGCAGGUAAGAUGCAUCAUGCUGUGAAGCAGUUGCGUGAACAGCUUGUUCAAGCUCAGGCUCGCAUCAGAACUCUGGAGGCACAGCUCAGGGACACAAACAAACCAACAACCGAUGCCCCUGCCAAGCAGCUGAAGUCUCCGCAAGUGACCAGUCUGAAGAAUAAAAAUGACCUCAUAGAGAGUCUCAGCCAAUCGCUGCACAGCAGAGAGAAUGUAAUCCAGGAAUGUGUGAUUUUGAUCCAGAAGCUGUGUGCUGAGCUCGGGCUGGAAUCACAGGACAGUGACAAACUCCUCAAAAAACUGGCCAGCGCAGUGACCGAUACACGCACUGAACGUGAGGCAGUCCUGGAGGCCAAGCUUUCUGAGGCGAGCGAGAGAGAAAAAGCCCUGGAGAAACAGCUGCAGGCUAUGAGAGACGCAGGCAGAGAGCGAGACCGAGACAUCAUCACUCUCAACACUGUGCUCCAGUGUAACCAGGAUGUUAUUAACCACCUGCGUGUAGAGCUUGUAGAACGGGAUCGAGCCCAACAGGAGAUGAUGAAAGAAUGGGAAGUGUGGAAAGAGAGAGAUUCAGCUCUGACUGCACUGGUGAAGGAAAACAAAGACUAUAUUUCUCAGCUAAAGGAGGCGCUGGAGAGUUCACGCCGAGAUGUGCAGGCACUGUCAGAUUCACUGAUUGGACGGGGAUUGGAAGGGGGCGGAGCUGAGGCUGGAUUAGUCAAUCAGCUGCGAGAGAAAGAAGCACUGCUGGCAGCGAGCUUCAGAGAUAGAGAGGAGCUCAGUGCCUCCAUGCUGCAGGAGAUCUCAAGACUCUCCUCGGCCUUAACCAACACUGAAAGCAUCAUAAUGGACCAAAGAGAGAAUCACAAACAAGCCAUCACUGCACUAUCAGAGCAACUCAAGAACACACUCAAGGAGCUGAGAGAGAAGACCAAGGAGAAAAAAGAGGCUGAACUAGGGUGGAAGAAGGAAAAUAAGGAGAGAGCUUCUGAGGAAGGAAAACUAAGAGACAAUCUUCAGAAGAGGGAUAAACUCAUAGAGCAAGUCCUUCUGGAGUUAGAGGAGCGGGAUGGUGUGUUAACAGAGCUACAGCAAAACAUCUCUAGCCAACUUGGACCUAGAACAGCCCUCAAACACACACUGUGAGUGUGUGAUGAAACACAUACUGUGUGUUUAAUGAUGUCAUCUAUGUAACAUGUUAAAACAUGUAUACACUGAAUUUCAUAAGUGCUCAUUAUAUUGUUAAUGGCACUACUUCCAUUAAGUGCAAUCAUUUCAUUUCCCAAAAAUGAGAAUCUAAAGCAAUGGUUCAGAAAUUUCAAUUUCUGUUCAGUUCUUAUGGUGAUUGUCUAGUUGUAAAACCAAAAGGAAUUCAAGACGGGCCAAGUGUAUUUAAGUUGUGAAUCGUGCCAUUUGCAUGUUCUGCCAGAUUCAAAACUGAGCUUUUGAGAAACCGUAUAUUAUUAAAUGUUGUUUUUUUUUUUGUUUUUUUUAGUUUAUAUCAGUUUAUGACCUGGCCAUUACAGGUACACAGUUGUAAAAAGUUCUGAAUAUGUCCCACACUUCCAGAUUGUGGUUCACAUAUUUACAAAGUUACACAUGUGUCUUUUCUAAACCUGCUUUGGUUAUUAGUAAUUAUUUUUCUAUAUUCCCACAUUCCCUGUCAUUAUUAUUACUAAAUGUCUAAAUUGUUUUAUUAAUUAUAAGUGGAUACGUUGAAUACUGCUUUACUUGUUAUUAUUUGAUUUGUCUUUUCCCAAUGUGAUUUUCCAUGUGAUCUUAUAUUUGUUCUGUAUUUAUGGAUGUUUUCUCAUGUUGAUUUGUUUUUGAGAUGCCAUUAUAUUCCCAACUGGGAUGUGCUAUCUUCGUUCCAGUGUAAAGAAAACGUUUGCACAACAGAAGGAUUUAAAAGCUCUUUUGCAAAGCACAUCUUUUAAUCGGUUUAUUUUAUUUGGGUACGCUGGAAUCCCCACAACCUGGUGCAUACCUCAUAAAUCACAUUUAAAAUGAAUCAUCAAGUUUGUGUGGGUUUUCUUUUAUGUCUGAAAUAUUAAUGGUUCUUUCUUGAGAACUUAGGGGUAUAAUUGACAAUAAAACCUCUAUGUGAAAAAUCUA
Carassius auratus (goldfish) is the source of this 3611-nucleotide messenger RNA. RefSeq lists its product as uncharacterized. Bases 291 to 2642 code for a protein of 783 amino acids. The record is from RefSeq and is a predicted model, not a curated record. Gene Ontology annotation, molecular function: molecular adaptor activity. Gene Ontology annotation, biological process: regulation of Golgi organization; positive regulation of microtubule nucleation; centrosome cycle. Lineage: Eukaryota; Metazoa; Chordata; Actinopteri; Cypriniformes; Cyprinidae. Gene Ontology annotation, cellular component: Golgi apparatus; centrosome. The transcript is spliced from 13 exons.